Messenger RNA from Dromaius novaehollandiae (emu), 4801 nucleotides. It is a transcript of the gene RAB9B, whose product is annotated as RAB9B, member RAS oncogene family. The record is from RefSeq and is a predicted model, not a curated record. Gene Ontology annotation, molecular function: GTPase activity; GTP binding. Bases 1518 to 2123 code for a protein of 201 amino acids. NCBI's taxonomy places the organism in Eukaryota, Metazoa, Chordata, Aves, Casuariiformes, Dromaiidae. The transcript is spliced from 5 exons. Gene Ontology annotation, biological process: Rab protein signal transduction; retrograde transport, endosome to Golgi. Gene Ontology annotation, cellular component: phagocytic vesicle; late endosome; lysosome.
AGGCAGGGCUGAGGGGCUGUGGGGUGCCUCCCCAUCCCUGUUUCCCCCUGAGUAGGGCUGUAGGGUGCCCCCUCCCUUCCCUGUUCCCCCCCCCACCCGGGCAGGGCUGUGGGGCUCUGGGGAGUCUCCUCAGCCUCCCCCACCAGCACCCUGUGUUGUAGGGUGUCUCAGUCCUCCUUGGCCCCAUUCCCCCUUCCUUUCCCCCCACCACAUCCCAGGGGCCCCAUCCCCCCUGCCCUUCUCCACCGCCGUGGCAUGGGACCGUAGGGGCACAGCUCGGCCUGGCGCUGCAUGGCCGUCUGGCUCUCCUCGCAGGAGCUGGUCCUGCUGUGGGCCGGCAGCGCGUGGGGCGUUGGAUGAGCACCUGGCAGCCCAGGCAGGGUCCUGGGCUCCUCGUCGUCCUCCUCCGAGCUCUCGCCUCCCGUCAAGCAGGGAGCCAAGGCCUGGAAGCGGGGAGAGCCAGGAUCCUUGAUACAGCUCCUCAACACCCACACGUGCCCCCUUCUGAUUUCAUGCACAGACAAGUGCUGGUAUCCUGCACUAAGGAUACGUUCACUUGCUUGUUUUGUGUUCUGCUGGGAGCUGAGAUUGUCCUUACAAAUAGCUUGUAAAGGGCUAAUAAUCUAACGCAGGCUACAAACAUUGCCACCGCUGCAGGUGUGGUGGAGGGCUGUGUGCCCAUCAGUGUCGUGGCUGUGUCACGUCCGUCAGUAGUCUGCUGACCUGCCAGACUUUGGAGUAAUCUGUAAUAACCCGUUAGUCAUUUUUGAAACAUCUGUGACUGUUAGUCACUGCUUAUCUGCUGUAAACCUUUUCUAAAUGGAAACUCCUGUCGGGGCUGAUGGCUUAUUUCAGGAAGGACUUUGGCACGGGCAAAGGGGAGACAGGGCAAGGACCAGCUUACGCCCCCCUUUAGCAAGGGCUUGGGAUGGGGAGAGCAAGGGGUUUGAACAGCUUGCCUACGUAGGGGAGAGUUUUCCAAAGUCAUCAGCCCAGAGGGAGCUAUGCUGCAAUUCCUGUUUGUCUCUUGUGACGUUUGUCAUUUUGUUCUUUGCCUUAGAGCCACUUGGUUGCACAGAUGCUUCUAAAAUGUCCCCAGACCCAUCGAGUCAGUUCAGCUGUGCGGCAAGGCUUGGACUCGGGGUAUUUUUGUGCAGGGGAAGUGAAAUUGUGACUGUUAUGCUGGAGGAAGGUGUUCCCUGGACAGUUCUGGAGACAGAAGUGCUGUUUUUCUAGAGCAGCAAACUGGACUGCAAAAAGCAUUGCCAAAAAGAGCAGCCGAGAAGCCAUCUCUGUGCCCGGGAAACCCCUUCAGAGCUGUAGAGAUCACACAGAAAACGAGCGCUGCUCCACUUGCAAGUAUAGCAAGUCAGACAGAACAAAUGAAAUAGCUAGUGACUGUAUGACGAAAAAGAAGGCCUGGUGAUGGAGCUCCCCAGUGAUAUUUUGCUGUUUCUGAGGACAUAGGCAAGAACGCUGUAGGUUGCCGUGGUGCUGUGCCCCUCCGUCCUGCUGCCAUGAGUGGGAAGUCCUUGCUCUUAAAGGUCAUUCUCCUCGGGGAUGGUGGAGUCGGGAAGAGUUCCCUCAUGAACCGCUAUGUCACCAACAAGUUUGACUCUCAGGCUUUCCACACGAUUGGUGUGGAGUUCUUAAACCGGGACCUGGAGGUGGAUGGACGUUUUGUGACCCUCCAGAUUUGGGACACUGCAGGGCAGGAGAGAUUCAAGAGCUUGCGAACCCCCUUUUACAGGGGAGCAGACUGCUGCCUGCUGACCUUUAGCGUGGACGACCGACAAAGCUUCGAGAACCUCAGCAACUGGCAGAAGGAGUUUGUCUAUUAUGCCGAUGUGAAGGACCCCGAACACUUCCCAUUUGUAGUUCUGGGCAACAAGAUAGACAAACUUGAAAGACAAGUGAGCACAGAGGAGGCCCGGACCUGGUGCAUGGAAAACGGGAACUAUCCGUACCUGGAGACUAGUGCCAAGGAUGACACCAAUGUGGCAGUGGCCUUUGAGGAAGCCGUGCGGCAGGUGCUGGCAGUAGAAGAACAGCUAGAGCACUGUAUGCUGGGCCACACCAUUGACCUGCACUCCAGCUCCAAAUCUGGGUCUUCCUGUUGUUAAGGGUAGCUGCCACUCGGGGCAAUUCCCUCGAACCAGCGGCUGGAGCAGAAUAAGCACGAGCAGCUCAGGGCACUCUGAGGAGGGCGGCCACGAGGACAAUAGGUGGGUUGCUCACCGAGGAGUUGCAGCCUUUCCAUGCAAAUUCCAGCUAGAGUUUUCAUGCACGGGGGAUGUAGCUACAGGAGGGAGCUGUCAAAGAACACGUGAAUGUAGUCCUGCUUCCAUCUCUGCCUGUUUUUAGUGGGUUUAAAGGACUGGGUAGAGCUGAAGAGAGUGAAUCUGAUCUUUACCAAGAACUGCCUGCAGAACAAGGCACUCCUCGAAGUAUUCUAGUCCUGAACUGAAAAAUAGUAGACCCACUAAACUCAUGACCUUACUGCCAAAGGAAAGUCUGCUCAGCAUACUGAACAAAACCUGUUGGGGAGACUUUAGCCUGUGCAACUGUGAGAAUGCCAAAUACCAGAGUGACUGAGAUGUGUGUAUCUGUUGCUUUGGAGAAGUGCAUCCUGUCCUGAGACUGAACUGUGCUGAGCGUUUAGUACUGUGAUUUGAAGCAGCAUAUGAAGGAGAGGGAACUGUGUUUGAAUGCUGCAGCAUCAGUUCUUUGAAGCUGGCUGUUUCUGGUCUGUUUUUCCCCCCCUCUAACUUUGUCUUGUUAUGGGUGUUACUUUGUGGAGAGACUGGCUCCUUCCUGUUUAAUAUAUGUUUCCUUAUCUCUUCCGGAGGCUCAACAUCAGGUGUUGCUUCUCACACCCUGGAUAGCCCUGGAUGGAAAGGACCUGUGCGGACACCCUCCUGGUCAUGUCAAAAGGUUUAGAGUGUCUCAGGAGCCCAGUAGAUUGGGAGCACGAAGCCUGACCAGCCGGCUGGCUUCUGUCACAAGCGAUUGCUGUGCCGAGACGAUGAGCUCUAGCAGGCCGGGUGGUGGGUGGGUGGGAUGUCUCCUGGGUGCCCAGGUGGCUGGGGGAGUCACGCACGGUCAGCCGUUAAAGCCGCUCAUUCUGUGCGUGGGGCCGGUGACCACUGUGCUUCGUUAGUUGACGGAUCGGUGUCUUCAGUCGCUUUAACUUGGAUGUUUCGUUCUGGAUGCGGCACAUAGGACUGUUCACCUGCUACCUGCUCUGUCGGGGACGGCGCUGCUGAGCGCAGCAGCCGUGCUGGCUCUGACUGCCGACAGGGGAAUCCAGUACGUUUUAUCUGCAGCUCAUCUGACAGACAUUAUUGGUAGAGAGGAUCCACACGGUUAAUUGGCCUUUGUUAAUGGCUGCUUUUUUUCUGUCUGAUGGGGAGAGAUCUGGACUGAUUCCACCUUUGUUCAAGGUUGCUGAAAAAUGGUAUGUGAGGGGCAGGAAACCUUCAAGAAGGGAUCCCAGGCUUCGCUAAUCCCAGCUCCUGCCCCUGCUAGGUUUCAGUCCCAAGCUGUCUGUGCAUAGCAAAGAGGUCAGUGCUUGCUAGCUGCUGCUUUUUCCAUUAUAACCUCACAUCCUGCGACUUCCCGUGCAUAUGCUUGCCCAAGACUCUGCUCUAACGACCUUGCCCGUAAGCACCUAGGGACCUGUCACGGGAGAGCUCCCCUGAGUGUGUAUCAGCUAGCCGCUGAGCGCAGUUCCCCCUGCGAUGAGCUGCUGGAUGCUGCAUCGUGCAGCUCCGAUCCAGCAGCCUCAUUUACUCUGUGCUUUAGAGCAAAGCAGCCUCUGCCUGUGUCCCAUGUGGAAGGACCUGAAGCUUUACAGCAAAAUACACGUUGGAGGGGUCUGGUUUGUAAGCAGGGCUGAACACCCACUGUGUCCGCAGGGUGGAUGGGGAGUGCCUGCAGCCUCUGGAAAAUUGGGUCCCUUGAAGUGUGAGAGAAGGCUCUGCCUCCAUAGGUGCAACAGAUUUUUAGAAGGUUGUAAAAUUGUUUAUUUAAUUAAAUUUCUGACCUCUACAGGCCUCUGUAGAUUUUUCUUCAGUUUAACACUGCUUGAUGUUUUCUUCAGGUUCCUAAACACUGUGACCUGUGGUUCUGGUUAACAGCUCCAGAUACAGACAUUCCACUGGAGCUGGUUUGUGCAGGGGUCUAGAGGGGCUGGACAGGCUCAGGCCCUUGUUUGCAGGCUGUUUUUGAGGGUAUCCACUCCCGCUGGAGUAGACGUUGAGGGAGUUCCCUUCAGGCGAAACCGUGCUGCUCUCCCAGCCUUGUUCUCGCGUGAUCUGCGAGAGGACUGGCACCUCCUGUGAGGGGGCAGAGGCUGGACAAGCUGUGACAUAGCAGGGACACAUGCCGCGUGCUCUUUGCAGGACCUGGGGUGCACGUCGAUGCUGAUUGCUGACGCUGGAGAACCUCCCAGUGCGGAGGGUGUUACACAGUACCUUGUCUUCAUUUCCAACCAACAUUGGAUAGUUGAUGUUAUUUUUAAAAACUAUUUUAUUAGGCCUAUGUAUUUUUAAAAUGCGUUAAAAAGAGUAUAGUGUUUUGUAUUGCAUUUAAAUAGUUUAAUUUAUUUUAAACUGAUACACGCACAAUUUCCAAAGGAGCACGGAUCUUGAACUCUUCGUCGCAAAGUUCAAUGCCAACAGCCAUCCCCUCUCUGUGUCCACUCGUGCUGCUGCGGUCGUUGCUACUGUUACAGAACUGGAAUUGUAAAACAGAUUCUACCUUUAUUUAAGCAAAUAAAAUGUGGUUGUAUUCAAGCAAA